Paramecium sonneborni is the source of this 597-nucleotide messenger RNA. Lineage: Eukaryota; Ciliophora; Oligohymenophorea; Peniculida; Parameciidae. The record is from the annotation of a GenBank genome assembly.
AUGGGUAAUCAAGAGUCUCAAGAUGUAUAAUUACAAAACAAAGAGAAAGAUUAUCAAGUGAAUCCUUAUAUGUAAUCUAAAACGACUAAAAAUUCAUCAGAUACUAAAAAAAGUUUAAAUAGUAUUUAAUAAUAGAUGAACAAAUAAAUAAUGACCCCUUUUAAGAUGAAUUUAAAUUUAAAGAUGAAAUAAACUCAGAAGUAAAGAUAUACAGUUUUUUGGGAAAGCCUAAACAAGUAAUUGAGUAAUAAUGAUUGUAUUUUUAUAAAUUAGUGGGAAGAAAAAUGAAGGAAAGGAAUAGAAUACUCAAAUAAAUUCUUAAUAAACCUAAAAUUCAUAAAAUUAAACUAAUAAUAAUUAAUAAAGUAACAAUUAUUCUAUAUAGUUAAGAUAAUGGUAAUAUAGAAGGAACAAUAUAAAUAGGAAUAGCUCCAAUAAUAUAUAUUGAGUCAGUUCAAACCACUUAGAUUAGUAUUGAAGAGUAUUAUUAGCCUUGGUUAAAAUAANUUACUAAUUUUAAUUUAGGUUACUAAAUAUAUUUUACAAUUGAAUAAGGAGGAAUUAUUGAUUAUUUUAAAUAUAUACUCUAUAUUUUGA